This is a messenger RNA of Anastrepha ludens (Mexican fruit fly), 3054 nucleotides long. RefSeq lists its product as uncharacterized. The transcript has 3 exons. NCBI's taxonomy places the organism in Eukaryota, Metazoa, Arthropoda, Insecta, Diptera, Tephritidae. Bases 1 to 1995 code for a protein of 664 amino acids. The record is from RefSeq and is a predicted model, not a curated record.
AUGUUGGGUUGGUUGUAUGACUAUAGUAAGCCGACAAAGCUACGUAACAGCCUUAUAGACCGUAGCCCAAACGGAGUGUUUUUCCAUCGCCAUAAUCUUGAAAGAUCUCAAUUGUCUUUUCUACCUGUUUACUAUCCCAACUAUAUGUUGAGGCGCCAGCGCGUGCAGUUCCUGCCUUCAAAAAAAUAUCCAAAUCGAGGAAUCUUACCGAUGAACCUUAACGAUAAAAGAUACUUCACGCUGAGCUAUCUCCCGGGAUCGACUAAUGUGCUGAAUAAAAUUAAAUGGUCUAAUUAUGCGUUUCCAUAUAAGAAUUUUAGUCCCGUAUUGAAAACAACACCAAAGGCAAAUUAUUAUAUGUGGUCUAAAGAAAAACUGAGGCCCGAUUUGCAUAAUCGGGAAUUAUAUUUUACUAAACCAAUUUCACCAACUAAAUCUUUAGUUCCGAAUUAUUGUGUUGGAGCGUACAAAUUUCAGGAUACCUACGCUAAUAUAUUGCCCAUUUGCAUUGAUAAAUUGCCUGCUCUUCCAACACCAGCCGAAAGGGGAGUUUUGAACAAUAACAAAUAUAUUUCUACUACGCUCCGAUUUGAGCCUAGCACCAGGAGCGCAUACAUUCAACAUUUGUUAUCCACCACCCCCCUUCUAAAUUCAGUAAACACAUCUAAUAUAUAUUUCACUAUAAGAGAUGCUAUUACUCCCAGAACUCCCACCAUUUCUGAAUUUAAAUUAAAGAAAAAUUUUACAACGAGAAAUUAUGAAACGUAUCCCCCUACGGAUUACAAUAUACCAAGAGCUAAUACUAUAGCUUCAGAAUUGUGGACAAUGGCAUCAAAUCCCAUUAAUUUGAAUCAAAAAACUUUAUUUUCUCAACCACAAAAAGAUCCAGUUAUAUAUUCUUCCAACGACGACGGAACGCAGAAGAACACUGAUGAUUUCAAUUCAUUUUCCUUUGCAAAUAUGAACACAACUCAAUCGCAUUGGAGCUUCGACCAGUUUCAGCAUAAUACUUGCACAAGCACUUUAUUGAAUACAGAAAACAAAUGUCCUUCCCAAAGUAAGGAUAAUACGAAAAAUUUUAUUUCCACAGCACCGUUGCAAGUCUCUACAUGGUCGACAACCUUAAGGUCUCUACCUGUUGGAACAACUACAGUUUUUGGAACCAUCUCGACGCCUUUAACUAAAUUACCUUACUCUGACAAUGUUUCAACAACCGUUUCAUGGAAUGUUACACAAGAAUCAAUUUAUUUAAGUGAAAAAAGUUCAAGUACUGCCAGUACAACUACCAACCGACCAACGUACAGGAGAAGUAAAAUUAUUCAAAUCCGUAAAAGAAUAGUUUUUAAAGAAAAAAUUAAGAAAAAGGAAAGAAAUGCCAAAACGUUAUCGUCAACGUUAUCGACACCCAUACGAUCUACUGAAUCGAAAUCGAAGGAAAAGAGAAAAUAUGUUUCUUCUACAUUUCCUCCACCCGCUCAAACAAUGCCGUCGCCACGGACUACUGAAUUGGAACCAUUAUUACGAGUUAACAGUGUUGUCAAAAAAUCCAAAAAUAAGUUUCAAGUGAAAAAUCGCAACCGAUGGACUCCUUCAUAUGAAAGGACACACAGUAAAGUAAACAAUAGUAACAUUACCACAAGUACCGCAAUAACAACGGCACUUAAGUUGACGACCAAACCUGACCCUCAAAGGACUCAUAGCGCAAACAAAUUGAGAUCAAAAGUAAGCAGACAUAACAGAAGAUCGAAUUUUAUGCAAAUUAGUACGACGAAGAGCAUGCCAGAAUUUCAAGUUCAAUCAACUACACCAAUGGCUAGUAGCACUCCGGAAUCUGCAAUAAUGAGAAUAUUAAAUAUAAAUUCCGCAAAGUUGCCCAUUGCUAAAAGUAACUCAACGAAUUCGUUGAUACCUAUUCCAAAACCUAGUAAUGGAUUUGUUGCUGAGCUACCUAUAGUCACAUACUUCAAAGAAGUAACGGAAUCUCGCCAAAUGUAAACAUGUAAAAUUUUCAAAUUUGUAUGUGUAUAAUUGUAUUAGAUUGCUUCAUUAAUGAAUGAAGUCAGUAAACUUGAAAAAGGCUUACACUUUCAUAUGGGAAGAAGUAUUAAAUUUACGACUUUAUUUUUUUUAUUAAAUAUGACCAAUUUAGCACACACGAGCUUCAGUUUCACAGAGCUUUAAACGAUUUUUUAAUUUCAUAUUACUAUAACUACUAUGACAUAUAUCUUACAAUGUGAAAAUCAUAUACGAGCUUUUAAUAUUAACGUUCCCUCUAGCCGGUAGAUAUCACUAAGGGGGUAUACAAUACAAACAAUUUACAUAAUAACGACUCAUUUGUGACAAAAUUUACAGCGCAUGAGGAUUAAUUAAUAUUUUUUAUUUUGUCAGUAUUCGUUUAAGUACAUAUAUAUAUAUAUAUAAAAGGCGUGUAUACCCUUUUUAGGUGUUUCGCCGAGCUCCUCCUCUUAUUUGUGGUGUGCGUCUUGAUGUUGUUCCAUAAAUGGAUAUUUUUAUGAGGAGCUUUUCAUGGCAGAAAUACACUCGGAGAUUUGCCAUUGCCUGCUAAGGGGCGACCGCUAUUAGAAAAAUGUUAAGCUAUUUAUGUUAAGCUAUUUUAAUUUACUUAUAUAAUUAUAAUUAGGUAUAUUGGAUAUACAUUAUGCGUCCACAAAAUCGUGUAUUACUUCACCGAUUUACGGCAUGCCACACCUAAUGGAAAUUAGAAGCCGUUUCAGUAAAAUGCUCUAUCAUUCUACAAAAUUAUAAAGAAAAAGUGAAAGACUACGCCAACUUGUGAUCGGAUGGAUCCGAAUUGUGGACAGGAAUAUAUAAGUUUGGAAGUAUUAUUUUAGUUUGGUCUACCGUAGUUUCGAUUGUUCGUGAACUUUAACGGAAGAGUUCUUAACACUAAUGAAACAUUUGACAAAUCCACUCGAAAUUUGUGAAAUAUACUCGACGAGCACUUAAAGAAAUUGGAAAAUAAUGUAUAUGUUUGUAUGUAUAUAUAAAAUAUAUUUUUCGAAGCUAUUAAUGGGACUUACCUAUUUAUUGUUA